Seriola aureovittata is the source of this 4880-nucleotide messenger RNA. RefSeq names its product zic family member 6 (gene zic6). The record is from RefSeq and is a predicted model, not a curated record. Lineage: Eukaryota; Metazoa; Chordata; Actinopteri; Carangiformes; Carangidae. The transcript is spliced from 2 exons. Gene Ontology annotation, molecular function: RNA polymerase II cis-regulatory region sequence-specific DNA binding; DNA-binding transcription factor activity, RNA polymerase II-specific. Gene Ontology annotation, biological process: regulation of transcription by RNA polymerase II; central nervous system development. The coding region runs from base 420 to 2006 and encodes 528 amino acids. Gene Ontology annotation, cellular component: nucleus.
CGGCACAUUUCAAAGCAUUUUCUGUGCGACAUUUGAAAACGGAGUCGUGCAGUGAACGCCUGCGUGUCCCUUUUAAAACAAGCCCAGCGCCUGUCAAUCACAGCGCAUUCCAACCAAUCCCACAGCUCCCUUUUUAAAAGCAGGUUUGCCUGCUGUGCUUUUAUAUUGCACCAUGGCCUGUUUCGAAGCAUUUUUACUACCACGGUUAUUGCCACAAAUCAAGAGGGCAAAGUGAACGGCAUGGGACUCACACCAACUUUAACGAAAUUGAGUCUGGUUCCUACUUCUGCGAAGUUCACGGCCAAGAAUUUCACAUGCAGAUGAUAUACAACACGGAACAUGGAAACAGAAUUUCUAGGUGUAUCCUGAGUGCUGAAUUGGUUGAUUUUGCAAACCCAUAGCCAAACUCACAACACAACAUGACAAGCCUUUCGAGGUUUAGUGGCUGCCCUCUCUCUUGCGUCAACCCCGGGGAGAGCAAUACUGAACUCAGCGUGGUGCUGCCACCUUUGGCAGGAGAGCACAUGGGACACCCCACUGGCAGUUCCUUAAAACUCUGCCCCUCGCACAAUUUGCGAGACUACCCCGAGACGAGGUCCAGUGCAUAUGUUGACCAUUCGGUUCCCAAUUUUUCAGACUCUGGAUACCCCAGCCACCGGUUAGAGCACAGCCCUAGGGGCAUUAUCAUUGGAGCCAAUCUUUCUGGAGCCGGCAUGCCACCCGUCACUGAUCAACUGGCAUCAAGAGCAAACCAACAUGGCGGGAUUGGAAGGUAUCGUGACUUUGCUGGCUGCAGAGACAACAGAAGCCAUGCUUUUUUCUCAAGUUAUCAGGAGCAGGCCCACGCCUCCACCGACGCAUCUCGAGAUCUCGGCAGCCAGAUGAUGCUGGGUUUACCUGGCGACCUCCUCACCCGGACUCACCCUUAUAGCCAAACUAUCAGCCCCAAGGGAAACAGCCAGCAACAACUUGUCACACAAUUCCUGGGUUUGUACAAACCCCUGAACAUGGCAAUUCAGCGUGGAGGAGGCGACGCUUUCCUCAGGUGCUCUAAACAAACAGUGAAGCAUGAGCUGGUGUGCAAGUGGAGUGACGGCCAAGAGGGGGCUGGGAAGCUGCCUUGCUCCAGAGCCUUCGGGACCAUGUAUGAACUUGUCACCCAUGUGACAGUGGAGCAUGUCGGAGGACCCGAGCACUCUGAAUAUGUGUGUCACUGGGAGAAUUGUGCGAGGGACAGGAAGCCUUUCAAAGCCAAAUACAAGCUGGUGAACCACGUCAGAGUCCACACAGGGGAAAAGCCCUUUCCAUGCCCCUUUCACGGCUGUGAGAAAGUUUUUGCACGAUCAGAAAAUCUAAAGAUCCACAAGAGGACUCAUACAGGUGAAAAACCUUUUAAAUGUGAGUUCGAGGGCUGCAACCGGAGGUUUGCGAACAGCAGCGACAGAAAGAAGCACUCUCACGUGCACUCCAGUGAUAAACCCUACAUGUGCAAGGUCAGGGGCUGCGACAAGUGUUACACCCACCCAAGCUCCUUGCGAAAGCAUAUGAAGCUCCACUGCAACAAGGCCCACGUAGCCAAAAGCGGCGACGCGCGACCUGGUGACGGGGGUCACAUUGCUGACGCCAGGUCGACCCGAGUCCCGGAUGGAACCCAGAUCAGCCCCUCUCACCCCCCCACCUCAGCUCAAGAUGUCCCCCUGUCCCCAGAGAGUCGAGACCAGUCGACCUCGAGGUCACGUUUCCAUCACACGUUUGACAGCAGUUUGGACUACUCCACACACAGGUCACAGCCCCUCUUGGACCCUUUGUUGCUACAGAGAGGCAGCUACAGAUCCCAGUCCUCACAGUACCCCUGCGGCCAGACAGGUCACACGUUUGCCCAGAGCUCAAGGACUUUCCCCUCCACUUCUCCCUUUCAGAAAAGUAUUGUGAAUGGAUGGUACACAUGCCACAGCGGCGUGGACUCUUUCCCACCAAAGCAAUGUAAUAACAUCCCGUCCCUCUGAGUUCCUGUCGGGACACGUGAGCGGCUUACAAUUUUUUUUGGGCCUAUUUUUCCAUGUUAUAACCUAAAAGUUACAGCUGUAUCUCUAUUACUCUCUGUAUUUUUGUGAAUGUUGUAUCAAAUAUUUUGUGACACGUCCUGAGUCAUCCUAUUGAAAUAUUGCAUUGCGAAAUGUGACGAGCUUUAUCUGUUGUUGUGAGGCCUGUUUGUUUGGUUGGGUUAGGCUUGUAGCCUGUAGCUACAUCUCCCCACAGUGGGUUAUAGGAACUUUUACCAAGUGUGUAUGCAUAAUUGUUCGCUGUGUUGCAUAAGUAUUAAAGAUAUCGAUAUUAAGUGAGACAAAAAAAUGACAAAGGAUUUUAUGGAAAUCUGCCUCUUGAGUCUUCUCAACUUAUAGGUUAUUACUGGAAAGUAAAAGGAAAAGUCUUGCUGAAUGUAACCCUCAGUGUAGGGGUCUUUGUUGAAUGUAAACUAGGUGUAAUGUAGGCUAUGUCGGGAAGUAUAGAAACAUUAUUCAUGUCUUUAUGUAUGUCUAAAGAUGAAAUAAAUAUCUGAAACAUCUUUCCUCACAUUAAAUUCUGAGACCUAAUAAGCCUGUGAUGGGCCUGGAGCAUGAUUUGUAUGUCAUUAAAAUACUGCGAGGCUCAGUAGGUUUUUUUCUCCCCUUGAUUAAGCCCCCCCCCCCAUUACACAUUCGUAUUCUUGUUUGUAUUAUAUCUAUAUUUCACAUUUCUGUACAAAGUAAGGCCAGUGUGAGCAUAAACCACAGUGUUCGUGAUUCUGUUAAAAACGUUUAAUUAGCAUACAGUUCUACUGUACAUAGGCCUACUGUAUAAUUAAUUAUGUAUUCUAUAUUUUAUUAAAGUGUCUAUAUUCUCUUUGAUCAGGCGUGUGUGGUUAAACCCAAUCAAUGCAUUUUCAUCGUGAGCUCAAACUUUUUUCUUUUUCUUUUCUUUUUUUAAUUGUAUAAAUUCUACUAGCCCACGCCAUAUUUGCAGAUUUGCAAUUUUGCGCAAACCAAUGCACCGCCUGUAAACGUAGGGUUCUAACACACAGUAUUAUCCUGUGUUUAUAGGUGUGGCCUCAGGAACUGACCAGGCCUUUAACACAAAAUGUGUUUAAAUUGAUUUGUUUGAGUUAAAACUCCCUCACGUCCUAAAAUGUGAUGGUCCUCUCGGAUUUUUAAUUUUCUUUCUUAACUGCGCCAUGAAUGCGCGUGUUUUUUGGGAUACAGGUGUAUAAUACAAGCAUAUACAGGUGUAUGUGCCGCAAAGUGAUGCGCAUUCUCUCUGAAUGACUCACAUCCCCGUGUUUCUUUUUGCUUCCUUUCUGAUCUUACAGCCUAUUGAUUAUUUUCACUUGAUUUAUAUUUUUCUUUCUGUCUCUCUUCCUUUCUCUCUCUCUUGUUCACGCACUCACUAACGCACACUCACGCACACUCACACACACACACUAUAAGGUCUCACCUUGAAUGCAAGCUAACUGCAAACACAAAUCUGUCCAAAUUAUCUUCAAAACAUUGUAAUGUCCAAAUAGGCUAAGCAGUCCAUUAUUACUCCUAUCAUUAUUUUAUUCAUAAUACAAACUGAACAUUUUUAUUUACCCUAUAAAGGAUUAAUUCUGAGCUCCUCACUUUGAGUCUGAAUCAAUAGAUUUGAUGGAUUUCACUGUUCACUGACACAUUGACGGGUUGACAGAUCUGUGUCAUCCUGUUUCAUCUGUCCAGUGAUAAAUGUUGAAAAAGUUGUAAAAAAGCUUUAAAAAAGUGAUGUGAGUUAUGCUUCUUUUUGGGUGCACACACUUUUUGAGGGGUUCACUUCCCCAAGUUCCAGCUUUGCUGACAUAUUCAUGUUUGCUUGGUUUUUGUAUUGUGGAAUGUAAAUUUCAACAAGCACCUCAUUAUUUUAGAGAAAUGCACUGAGGAAGUUUGGUUUCGAAGCCUGCCUCCUUCUCGGCAGAGUUUGAAUUCAGUUUCGUUACUAAUCCUGGUGCAGAGCCUGAACUCAUCUGUAGUGAGUUAUUAUUGUCAUACAGCUUUAGUUUACACUCCUACGUCAGAAAUGACACCCCUCUCUAACAAUAUUAAACGGGAGACUGACUGAACAGGUUGAAGUACAGUUAAUGGGGCAUUUAAUGGUGUAUAGCUAAAGAUGAUGUUGCACACUAAGUAUCUGUCCUCAUCCUGCUCAGGAAAGUAUACGGCAUUAGCUUGAUUAUUGUGGAGGUCGGAUGGGUCACAAUUAUGAUGAAUGCUCCACUGCCUCUAGCAAAGCUUUACACUUUGUACUUGUAUGUAUGGAUGUCAGCAUUUUAUACCAUUAAACAUACGAAUAAUGUCUGCCAUUAUAUAUGCCAAUUUGCUUCACCCAUAUCAAAAGGAAAUCAGGUCAAAAGGGCACUAAUUUUACAUUUCUUUGAAAUAUAUGCUUACACUGAUCUGACAGCUGACUAGCCGUAAUAAGGAGGUUCUUUAUUCUAGAGGGUUUGAUGGAGGGGCAGUUGUCUGGAUGGCCACAAAAGUACAUGAGGCGAAUGCUUCAAGUCUGUAUAAGAAUAUGUUUUCCUUUCAGUAUAAACUAUUUUAAUACACAUUAGGUCCUUUAAAAGUUCAGCAGGCUUUGGUUGUGGUGCUGUUAUUUGGAUGUUUUUUAUAAGACAAAAUACAAGUAGGAUAAGCCUACCAAGCCACUUAUAUUAUUAGACAUUUAUAUAUAUUAAAGAACAAUGCAAAAAGACUUGUUUUAAAAAUACUGUUUUAAUUCUCAGUCAUAUUUCUAUGUGAAACAUUCAAAGUAAGCAACUACAUUUUAUGUGCUUCAAGUGUAAUUGUUCUCAAGAUGGUGCAACGCUGUAAUAAACUUGUUUAUGCACUCUC